ACACACACACACACACACACACACACACACACAGACACACACACCUGACAGAGGAUCACCAGGAUGGAGCUACAGAAUAUGGGAGAGGACGCAAGCACCGAGAAGCUCAACGGGACCUUGCCUGAUAGUGACAAGGCGGCUGUCCUGGAAGAUGGCUAUGAGGAAGAAGAGCGUGUUUUGACUGAGGAAGAAGAGUUCCUGCCCCAUACUGCUAGCAAGAAACUGAACCAGUUCACUGACUUUGAGGGGAAGACGUCCUUUGGGAUGUCGGUCUUCAACCUGAGCAACGCCAUCAUGGGCAGCGGCAUCCUGGGCCUGGCCUACGCCAUGAGGAACACAGGGAUCGUCCUUUUUGUGGUACUUCUGAUCUGCAUUGCUUUGCUGUCCUCUUACUCCAUCCACCUGCUGCUGAAAUGCGCUGGCGUUGUGGGAAUUAGAGCCUACGAACAGCUGGGACUCCGGGCUUUUGGCCACGGGGGCAAAGUGGUUGCAGCUGUGAUAAUCUCAAUACACAACAUAGGAGCAAUGUCCAGUUACUUGUUUAUCGUUAAAUCUGAGCUGCCACUCGUGAUCCAAACUUUCUUAGGGCUGUCAGGGGACAACGGUGAGUGGUACAUGAACGGGAAUGUCUUAAUCAUCGUUGUAAGCGUUGGUGUCAUCCUGCCCCUGGCUAUGAUGAAACAUUUGGGUUAUCUUGGUUAUACCAGUGGACUCUCCCUCACCUGUAUGUGUUUCUUCCUCAUCUCGGUAAUCUACAAGAAAUUUGAGAUUCCCUGCCCCCUCAAUGGGACGCACUCUGAAAAGCCCCCCGUCUACUAUAAUGGGAACAAUGGCACUUUGGGGUCUGAUGAUGAUGAUGUCUGUGCUGCUGAAGUCUUCACUGUCAACUCCCAGACGGCCUACGCCAUCCCCAUCCUGGCAUUUGCCUUUGUCUGCCAUCCAGAGGUUCUGCCCAUUUACACUGAGCUGCGCAGGGCCUCCAAACGUCGGAUGCAGAACGUAGCAAAUGUCUCCAUCCUCGCCAUGUUUGUCAUGUACCUGCUGACCGCCAUUUUUGGCUACCUCACUUUCUACGAGAGUGUUGAAGCAGAGAUGCUGCACACUUAUAUCAAAGUUGAUGCCAUGGACAAGCUCAUCCUCUCUGUGCGGUUGGCUGUGCUGCUGGCUGUGACACUCACGGUGCCUGUGGUUCUGUUCCCGAUCCGCAGGGCCAUCCAGCAGUUGCUGUUUCACAAAAAGGAUUUCAGCUGGGUCCGCCAUGUCAUCAUUGCCUGCUGCCUCCUCGUCAUUGUCAACCUCCUUGUCAUCUUCGUGCCAAACAUCAAGGACAUUUUUGGAGUCAUUGGAGCCACGUCUGCCCCCAGCCUCAUCUUCAUCCUCCCGAGUAUCUUCUACAUCCGCAUCAUCCCCAACGAGAAAGAGCCCCUGAGAUCCAGAUCCAAAAUACAGGCUGCCUGCUUUGCUGCCCUUGGCUUCGUUUUCAUGGUGAUGAGCCUCAGUUUCAUCAUUGUUGACUGGGUAACGACAGGGAAGAGCAGCGGAGUGGGGCACUAACCCCCUCCGCCCCGCCCCCCAAAGACACAGUGGUUCUUAACAGGGAGGACCAUUUACUGACAGAGACGUGCCAUCACCCCCUCCUGUUCAUCCUCGCUCAUCCUGGAACGGCACCUCCUGUCCAUCGCUGUGGGGAAGUGGCGGAAGGCACCCUUUUGUUGUCACGACAGAGUAACCUGGAACGGCACUGGGGGGGGGGGAGCUUCUCUUUGGCCCUUCUGGGCUCUGGGGCCACGAAACAGGUGAUCGGAAAGAGGCUGCCCGUUGCCACGGAGCUAGCAUAAGCUCUCCUCGUUGGUCGGUUUUGGUGCUAUGACAACCCGAGUGACCGUUACAUGCUUUCAGCUCCUAUGGUAGCAGCACAGAGCUCGCGGCCUUCUUUUCCUCUUUGGCAGCCAGGCUGUGGCCAGCCAUUGCUUGCCGCAACAAAACUGCAUGGAGUUUUGGGUUUAUACUUUUUGUGGGGGACGGGGGUGGGUCCAGGAUAAUAGCGCACUCUCGCACGCUCUCUGUCUGUCUCAGCAUUUCGUCAUCAUUGCCAUUACGGGAGGAAACUCUGGGCAUCCCUCUUUUGUCGUUGCAGCAUUGGUGCCCGGCUGUCUCCUGUGUUUUGUUUUCAAGCAUGCAAACCGGCUCCUGCUCUUUUUGCUGCCAUGGGGGCAGAGCCUCCACCUCUGUUCCUCUGCCUGGUACCAACUGUGCCCGCUGUGCCUUAGCCCCAAGUGGAAGUGCCAAAAGCCAACGGUGCCCCUAGUGGACAAUCUAAUUUAUUUGCUAAUAUUUAAUUUGGACCUGGCCCCAGAGUCGUCCGCGACUGGACCUAACGGUCAGGGGUACCUUUACCUUACCAGACCAAAGAUUACAGCAUAACCACCCUGGUGUCGUCAUACCUCGUGUCAGGGUUUCUGUUUCUUUCUGAUAGGGCCGAGGUCUGGGGUGUUGAAACUAGGGAGAGUGGGCAGACUGGACUCCUGGGCACCCUCUUCCCAGCUCUUAGGUGGAUGUGGUGUUACAGCAGGAUGUUUGGAAACAAGGUGUUGAAGGUAGCAGGGGGGAAAUGGCUUGGUGGAGUUCCCUCAUCUCGUUGCUUAGGAGAAGAUCCUUGUGCUGUCCUGUUGCAGAACAAUGCUAGAUUUGUCCUAAGGCCACCCAGGAGAGAUUAAUUGUUCUUAAUGCUGAAAUGCUGCCAGGUUGAUUCUCUUUGGAAAACUCCCUGGGCUACGCUAUUGACUCGCUAUCCUAACAUGAGGUUGGGGCUUCUCUCAUUUGCCCUUUUCAGAACUCUUGAGGUAGGCCGAGGCAACUUUUCCGCAGCACAAUGCAUUACAGUUGACACUAAUGUACAGCAAGCAUGAAAAGGUCCGGCUGAUGGACAAUUCAAGCAAACCAAGGAGAAAAGUUUACGCUAUGGGUACUUCCCUAUUAGGCAUUUAGUGUGGAACAGCUACACUUUGUUUACGAGCUUUUCGUGGCAAAUCUACAUGAUGGCAUCUUCAAAUUGUCAUCCUCCUGCAAUUUUUACCUAUGCAACUUCCUUCUGUCUUCUCUCAGACUACAGAUU
Messenger RNA from Lacerta agilis (Sand lizard), 3115 nucleotides. It is a transcript of the gene SLC38A5, whose product is annotated as solute carrier family 38 member 5. Bases 64 to 1554 code for a protein of 496 amino acids. Gene Ontology annotation, molecular function: L-glutamine transmembrane transporter activity; glycine transmembrane transporter activity. Gene Ontology annotation, biological process: serine transport; glycine transport; L-glutamine transport. The transcript is spliced from 16 exons. Lineage: Eukaryota; Metazoa; Chordata; Lepidosauria; Squamata; Lacertidae. The record is from RefSeq and is a predicted model, not a curated record.